GGCAAUCAUAUUUAGCUCCGGUCGCGUGGAGCCGGCAUUUCAGUCGUGCUUUGCUGUCAGAUCGUUCAGUUCCAAGGAGACGCGUUACACGAAAAGGUGAAUCUAACCGAACGGUUCCCAUUGAACGUUAAGGAGGGACGAGUCUCGUGUGACCUUACAUUUAUUUUGCGUUUUACGAUCGUGUAUUAACUUGUGCACACAUCAAGGGACGACGAGUAGCGGUAACAUUCAUCGAAAAGGUUACCUUGCCGAGAAGUUUGUCGAGGAUAGCUACAAAGGAAUAAAACAGAAAUGGCACCAAACAUCACCAGCACCCCAACGGGUGUCCUGUUCGAGGGUGAGACCUUGGAAGAUGCUCCAGGGGUGGUAGAACCAACUAAACAAAAAUACGUGAGACGUAUAGUCUGGAGGAAUGUAAUAAUCUUCGGUUACCUUCACCUGGGUGCAGUUUAUGGAUUGUACCUGAUGUUAACAUCCGCCAAAUUGUCAACCACCCUGUUCGCAAUCACUCUCCACAUUCUAGGUGCCUUGGGAAUCACAGCUGGUGCACACAGACUAUGGGCCCACAAAUCGUACAAGGCAAAAUGGCCACUCCAGCUACUACUAAUGAUUUUCAACACCAUUGCUUUCCAAGACGCAGCGAUCGAUUGGGCUAGAGAUCAUAGGCUCCAUCAUAAAUACAGCGAGACGAACGCAGAUCCCCAUAACGCAAAGAGAGGGUUCUUUUUCGCCCAUGUGGGCUGGCUACUCUGCAGAAAGCACCCGGACAUCAGUGAGAAGGGCAAAGGAAUCGAUCUCAGUGAUCUGAGGAACAAUCGUAUACUUGCUUUCCAGAAAAAGUACUACAAGGUUCUGAUGCCCAUCUGCUGUUUCAUCCUACCAACUGUAAUACCAGUUGUAGCCUGGGACGAGACCUGGUUAAACGCCUACUUUGUACCCACGAUUCUGCGUUAUGUAUUCUCUCUGAACAUGACGUGGUUGGUCAACUCCGCGGCCCAUCUCUAUGGAAACAAACCAUAUGACAAGUACAUCAACCCCGUGGAGAACAUGGGCGUAGCCAUAGGUGCUCUCGGUGAAGGAUGGCACAAUUAUCACCACGUGUUCCCCUGGGACUACAAGACGGCCGAGUUGGGCAACUACAGAUACAACGUGACAACAGCUUUCAUCGACCUGUGCGCGAAACUUGGUCUCGCAUACGACCUGAAAAUAGUUCCUUACGACGUGGUUAAGAAACGAGUGGAGAGAACCGGCGACGGUAGCCACGAAGUGUGGGGUUGGGGUGACAAAGAUCAAUUGCAAGAAGACAAGGAGCAGACGAUGGUGACGCAUUGUCUGAAAAAGGAUCAAUAGAUGAGAACGAUUCAAACGAAUCGUGGUCGAUCGUUCGUUCCAUCGAUUUUAAAAACAACGAUCGACUCUUUUUUGUACAGUUCUUAUGAAAGGAGCGGGAUGAGAGAGUUAUCUGAGAAUCAAUUGGAAAUUAUUUGGGACAUCACUUAAUUAUUUAAUCACGCGAUUGUACGAAGUGUUGUAGAGUUACGUUCGAUUCUUUUCCCCCUAAAAAUCGAUUCGAACGGCGUGCCUUGAACCGAAGUACAAAAAAUACAGUAUUUAUUCUUUUUUGUUUAGUUCCGUCUAAAAAAAGAAGAAACAAAAAUUAACCGUGUGAAUCUCAGAUUUCGUUUGUUUUUAUUUACUUUUUAUUUGGUGUUUUAUUUUUCUAUAAAAACUAGCUUAUUUUUCUUUUUUCUUGGGUUAAUAGUACAUGAUGAUUGAUCCACGAUCUUUGUACACGCCGGUGGAAUCGAUUUCUACGCGGGGAAUAUUAUAUCAGGGGAUAACAUUAAAACUCAUUUGGCAGGUUCUAAAUGUAUUUAUCAAUGAUCCCGGCGUAAAGCGAGAGUGAAACAGUCCCCGGUCUCAGUCAUCGUUUCACGUUUCCUUGACGACGUUCUAGAUUUCCAACGAUAGGCUCGCGUUCGACGAUCGCGUUUCAGAUCGAACCGAAUCAUCGAUUUUCUAGUCGAUGAUUGUUCGAUCUAAUUAGACUGUUCUGUUUUACAUUUAAGGUUUAGUUCGUGUUCUCUUGACUAGCACGUGGAACUCUGUUUAGAUGUAGAUUCUAUUUAACGUAUCUGUAGAUGCUACAUUGAUCUGUAGGAAGGGGGGAGGGUUACUGCGCAGGGUGGUAAACCGGGUCUUAAUUCGAAGGUAACAUAUUACCCGUGAACGCGAGUCGAACGUUACUUAGCGGCGAUGGAUCGAACGAGACAGAGAACAAAUUUUUUUUUUCAUGUUCGUUAAAGGAAAAACUAACGAAGAUUUAGGCAUGUGAUAUAAUAUGUAUAUUAAGCUUUAAUACAAUGAGAAUUCGUUCGAUCCCCGAACUUUGUCACGCGUCGAUAGGAAAUCGUUGAAGAUCGAUCCGUUUUAUUUCAUUCGUGAAAGUAUAUCGGUUUCUUCACCUAUUUCCUGUAUCUUGUGUUUCUUCUUUCUCGUACAAGGAUACCCUUUACGAUCCGGAAAAUAACUAUUCUCCAGAUUAAAAAGUAAACAAAACAAAAGAAAGUUAACAUUCCAUUUCUAUCUUCCUUCCCCCUUCGGAUCCGAACAUUUAGUCACGGGAUAACAAUGUAAAUGUUAUUUUAUAUUCUAUUUUGUUCCUACAGUGUCGUCAGAAAACACUUAUUUUGUUGAAUGUCCUUUUUUCCUCUCUUCUCGUUCAUUCUAAAUCCGUUCAUCGAUUUCUUCUAUUCAUGAUCGCAUCGAAUUUAAUCUUGGAAAGUUAUAUAAAGUACAAAAGAGAUACACUUUCUUUUUUUUUCUUCUUCUAUGAUCGAUCGUAGGAAUCGAACUUCAGCAGAUGAAUCUGAACGACGAUUGGUAUAUCAGAAAUUACAGUUUAAUAAUUAAACGUUAGCUUUUACGAGUAGCGGUGUGAAAUUAUGAAAAUUGUUAGUUCAUUUCAAGGAAAUGGUGUUGAAAAGCUUUCGUAGAAGCUUGGACAAUGUGUCUAAACGUAAUUUCAAGCUUUUCAAGGUUAAAGGUGAAAACAAUAUCAUCCUUUAACUUAUUCUCCCGUUCCGUUAGACAAGCACACGAAGAACAGGGGAUUUGUGUGGUACAGCAGUUUGUACGAGACGAGAGCGAGCAAUUGUAAAAAAGAAAAAAAAAAAUAUGAAAAAGACAUAAAAUAGAAUCGAAAAGGACCUUUUAGUUAGUUUAAGGAAAUACACCCUGCGCCAAGGUGAUUUAUACGUGUAUAUUUAUGCACGAUUCCUUGCAAGAUAAUUCAUUGGAAAAAUAUUGUAAAAAAAUAGAGAGAAACAUUGUACGCUUACUGUAUAUUCAAUGGAAAUGUU
Messenger RNA from Osmia lignaria (orchard mason bee), 3362 nucleotides. Its product is annotated as acyl-CoA Delta-9 desaturase. Lineage: Eukaryota; Metazoa; Arthropoda; Insecta; Hymenoptera; Megachilidae. Gene Ontology annotation, cellular component: endoplasmic reticulum membrane. Gene Ontology annotation, biological process: unsaturated fatty acid biosynthetic process. The record is from RefSeq and is a predicted model, not a curated record. Gene Ontology annotation, molecular function: iron ion binding; stearoyl-CoA 9-desaturase activity.